Molecule: messenger RNA, 2425 nt
Organism: Cucumis sativus (cucumber)
Lineage: Eukaryota; Viridiplantae; Streptophyta; Magnoliopsida; Cucurbitales; Cucurbitaceae
Product: asparagine synthetase domain-containing protein 1
Exons: 14
Coding region: 43-2088 (681 amino acids)
Molecular function (GO): asparagine synthase (glutamine-hydrolyzing) activity
Source: RefSeq, a predicted model, not a curated record
CAGAACGCGGUCUCUCGCUGUGCGGAGGCGGCGGUGGCGGCAAUGUGUGGAAUCGCUUUGAUCGUUUCGGGCAUUCGCCUUCAUUUAUCUUCUCUACAUGUAGACGCCACAUCCCCGUCUCCUUCUCCAGUUCACGAGCAACUCGAGUUUUCAAUUGAUGAUCUUAAAGCAGUAUUACGGAGAAGAGGGCCCGAUAGCUUAGGGGGAGUGAAGGUUUUUUUCUCUUUAAAAUCUUCUAAUCCCAGUGGAGAAGAGCAGCUUGAGUGUUUCAUUGAAAGGGUUGAUGAUGGCGUAGCAUUCCAAAAUCAAAAUGAUCAAUACGAGAUGGAAAAUGGAUCUAUUCUCCAAUCAGAGAACGGUUGCAGUAAUCCCAUCUCUGGUGCGGAGCUUUAUUUACUUGGGGCCACGUUACAACUUAGAGGUGUUAACUCUAUUGUUCAGCCGCUGAUGGAUGCUUCCCGCAAUAUUCUUGUUUACAAUGGUGAAAUAUUUGGAGGACUACAUGUUGAGUGUCAUGAAAACGAUGCCGAAAGUCUUAUGCUAGCACUUUGGAAUUGUUGCUCAUGUAAUUUUAGUUUAGAUAUGAACACAUGUGAAGAUGAAUUUAGGAGAGAAAGAACUAUUGUGGAUAUUCUUUCAAAGAUCCAAGGGCCAUGGUCAAUCGUCUACUGGCAGGAUAGUGCAAAAACUUUGUGGUUUGGUCGGGAUGCCUUUGGUAGGCGAAGUCUUCUUGUUCACUGGCCAACAGUGGAGGAUUCUCGGUUUCUGUUGUCGUCUGUAUCACCAGCUUCUUCCAUGUUUCAAGACUCUGCAGGGCUUGAAGUUGACAGUGGUACUUGUGAAGUGAGCUUCUGGGAAGAACUACCAUGUGGGAUUUACAGUGUCUCUUUUGAUGCUCAGAAAACUGAUGGUUGCGUGGUUGGUGAAGUCAAAAGGCAUGAAUGGACCAAUGAGUUACUGAAAGAGCUUGUUGAGUGGAAAAGAACUCGUAUUGUACCUGAACAUGGAGACAUCUCCACUCCAUAUCACAAGGAUUGUUUGUCACAACAUGAAAGCCAUUCUACAUGUUUACAUAACUUGCAAUCAGCAUCGGGGAAUUUCCAAGCUCCUGUCUCAACACCUGCAGAGAUUCUACUGGAUGCUCUAAGGAAGUCUCUAAUCCGGCGGACUUCACUUUAUACAAUUUUCCAGGGUACUAUGUCUGCUUCCAGAAAAGCAGAACUUGGUCCAGUGGCCAUUCUUUUUUCUGGUGGGUUGGAUUCUAUGAUUCUAGCAGCAUUACUGGAUGAAUGUCUCGAUCCUUGUUAUGAGGUGGAUCUUCUUAAUGUCAGCUUUGAUGGAUGUUCUGCACCUGAUCGCAUCUCUGCGAAGGCUGGUGUUAAGGAACUGAGUAGAAUUGCCCCUCUAAGAAGGUGGAAGCUGGUUGAGAUUGAUGCUGAUAUGUCAGAUUUGACCUCUGAAACCAAGCACGUCAUGUCUCUAAUAAAUCCUGCAAAUACAUACAUGGACCUAAAUAUUGGAAUAGCUUUGUGGCUGGCCUCUGGUGGCAAUGGUUGGAUUUAUGAAUCAGCUGAUGAGGAUGAGAAGUUCCAUCAACGUGUAAAAUACAAGUCCGAGGCCAAGAUUCUCCUUGUUGGUUCUGGUGCCGAUGAGCAAUGUGCUGGCUAUGGCAGGCAUCGAACAAAAUAUAGACAAGGGGGUUGGAAUCUUUUAAAUGAGGAAAUGAAGUUGGAUAUCCAGAGAAUCUGGAAGAGAAAUCUAGGGAGAGAUGACAGAUGUAUUGCAGAUAAUGGGAAGGAGGCUAGAUUUCCCUUUUUGGAUGAAGACGUUAUACGUACAUUGCUAGCAUUUCCUCUAUGGGAGGUUACUGACCUUGAGAAACCUGCUGGAACCGGUGACAAGAAGAUACUUAGGGAGGUUGCAAAAUUACUUGGCCUGCACGAAGCAGGGGUUCUACCUAAAAGAGCAAUACAGUUUGGCUCAAGGAUUGCAAGGGAAUCAAACCGCAAGAACUUCGGAAGCAACCGGGCUGCUAAUCAGGCCUCCGCCGGAAGUGUGAAGUUCAACAAACAAUCUGUACUUCGGUGAUGCCCUAUCUAGGCCUGCCCUCUGGCUCAAGGCAGUAUAAUACAAGCGGCUGAGUUUUUAUUUUUCCUAUAUAGAAUAAGCUGAAGAGAACCGCUUUGGCAAACAAUUAAAAGGAAGAAAUGGGCGAUUUCCAGUGCAUUUUGAAAAUUUUGGAUUCUCUUUAAUAGGCAGUAUAUUUGAGGGUAUAUCAUUGGAUCUUAAGCUAUUUCAUGUAGUGUUUGGAUUUUGAGUAGAACUAACCCUUAGUGUAGUCAUAUGACUCAGUUAAAUGAUUAUUGUAGAAGAUGAACAAUUAUUUACUAUGGAAGAAUGGAUGGAUAGACAUCCUUAUGGUGCA